GUUGGAAUUAAAAAAUUCAUAAAAAUUCUCCCUAGCGAGAGAGUUGUUGUAACCGUUAGUGAUAUAUCUGAUAAAAAGAUUAUCAAAACAUCUGAUGGUACUGUAAUCAUGUGUGUGUUCAUGAUAAAUAGAGUAUCUCGACAGCAAUCAUCACAAGGUGAGUAUAAAAUUCCCCACGCUAUGAUGGAAAUUCGAAUCGAGGAUCGAGGAGGUAUCGCGUGCGUGAGAAUGAAACAGACCCCUCACACAUCAGAUAUAGAAAUCACUAAGCAUGCGGUAAUUGGAUGUAUAAAGUUAAAGAUGAGUGGAGAUGCUGGUAGAUGUAGAAAUCUAUUGAAUAACACUGAAAAUAGCUUGGUAACUAAGGCUGAUGUCACUCUUAUAAAUGACAUCUUAAAUAGUCUAAAUGUUGAAAGUAUUAUAGAAAAACAUGUGCCAGGAACAUUAUAGUUUAUAUAGGUGUGGUCACACACAGACCGACACGAGAUACUUAUGCGACUUUGGAUGCGAGAGAAUCGAGUUAGUUUACAUAGGUGAGAGAGAUGAUAUAAGUUGCAGCAAUUGUUCUGAUAGAGGGUCAGUAAGUACAUACGAAACUACUAUGAGUACACAGACAGAGGUAGAAGAAUUAGAAUGUGCAUUAUGUCCACUAAGAAGAGAUGAUAACUCAUUAAGAUAUUGUUCUAUUCAUGCUGGUCAAUAUGAAUGUAAUCUAUGCAAUAAUGAUAAAAUCCAAGGAUCUGAAUAUUGCGAAGAUCAUCAACCAAACAAUUCAGAUCCAAAAAUAUACUGUCCCACUUGUGAUAUUCUCUUUGAUGGAAACGCGCAAUAUUACACACCUUGCCCAAAUCAGUGCGGCUUCAGUGGAUGAUUUUUGGACGAUUAAUUGAGCGUAUGUAUAUUUUAAAA
Messenger RNA from Linderina pennispora, 909 nucleotides. RefSeq lists its product as uncharacterized. The coding region runs from base 109 to 450 and encodes 113 amino acids. The transcript has a single exon. NCBI's taxonomy places the organism in Eukaryota, Fungi, Kickxellomycota, Kickxellomycetes, Kickxellales, Kickxellaceae. The record is from RefSeq and is a predicted model, not a curated record.